AUGCCGUCGGAACCUAGUACACCGCGAUUCAAAGUUUAUAGUUCAUCACAUCUAUUCCAAUCCCAGCUUUUACAUUUGCAGGUUACGACUUUUGAAGAGUCGGCGUUUAUAUGGGCUGGAGUUGACGGAAAUGAGGUAUUAGGGAAUUUAGCAGUUGCUAUACCACCACCAACUUUAAAUGGUAAUACCUUAUCAACGCCGUCCACUACUAUAUUAACAAAAGAGAUAGAGGAAACUUCUAAACAACUAGGACAAAAACUCGCAUCAAAGUUCGGCAAACAAUUUUUUGUUAGCAUUAACUUACCUGAUCAAACGAUGCUUUCUUUUGUUGAAAAGACUAUAUUAAAUACUCUUAAAGACAUAUACUCUUAG
This is a messenger RNA of Dentiscutata heterogama, 372 nucleotides long. The record is from the annotation of a GenBank genome assembly. NCBI's taxonomy places the organism in Eukaryota, Fungi, Glomeromycota, Glomeromycetes, Diversisporales, Gigasporaceae.